CCCGGGCAGCGGCGGCCGUGGAGCCCUGGCGAGGCGGGGGCGGCCCCGUCCCGCAGAGCGCUCCGCCGCCGCAGCCCCGCCGCCGCCGCUGGAGUCACCGCCGUCCCGAGGAGGAGGACGAGAUCCCGGGGGGACGCUGAAAGAAAAACAGCUCUGUGGAUGCCCUGUGGGGAGAUGCAUCUGUGACACGGAGUAUGUGAUUGGUCAUCUACAAUCUGAGGCAACAGCGUGUGGGCUAUAUUGACAGAAGAAUUAAUUGUGGAGACAGUCCAGCUGAAUGGCCACAUCAUAAUAAGGAACUGGUUUAAAAAUGUUAGUGUCUCAUGCCAGUAAUCCAAGUUUGGGAAAGCCUAGCGGCCCAACAGUAAAAACAAUUAAUUUUUUGUAAACGUCGGUGCAAAAAGACUAAGCAGUCAAUAUAUAUUUUACCAUGUGUUCUCUGAUUCUUUAGCACUGAAUCCUUCAUUACACUGAAAUCAUGGUAUGAGGAUUGGUGGGGAAGGUUCCCCCCCCAUCCCCAGCACACAUCCAGAAACUAGAGACUGUGUCAAGAUGACCUCUGAGGAGAUGACAGCGUCUGUUCUCCUCUCUGUGGUACAGGGUAAAGUGAUAGCUGCCCAGUCAGCUGGAGAUGAAAAUACUGAAAAUGCUUUGGACACCAGUGUUAUAAGACAUACAGCCAGUUCGGGAAGGCAAACCACACACAAUCUGUCUUACUUACACAGACUUGAAGAAGAAAGUCUUCAGGGCUCAGUGCCCAAAAUAUUCCCUCUGGCCAAAGAACAGCUGGCUAACGACAAGAGUAAUGAAAACUUCUGGGAGAGGAACAGCUCCAUCUCUGAUUCAGUGGAAUUUCUUAACAUUAACUGUAACAUUGUACAGAAAAACUACAAGAGCAAGAUCUCCUGCAGCCAGUUGUAUCAGUCUUGUGCUCCUUUAGCAGGGGAGGAGGCGUGCCUGGAAACUGGAAUUCCCGUUUCGCUGGAAAGAGCCAUGCUUGCUGAAAUUCAGUUGAAAAUGAAUGGACCUUCAUUAAGAAGCCAGACAGCAGUAAAUAAGAAUGACAGCAGUGAUCCUGAUAAAGUGGCCUUUUUUCACUUGCAUUGUGCUAGUGACAGGAAUAUAUCAAAGGCUUUGUGUGGUUUACACAAGAGCUUCCUUUUGGAUGGCUGCUUGCAGCCCGUGAGUGAUGGUGAUGGGAACACCACUGGCUCCCCAGCCUGCACUUGCAGCAUAAUGCAGUUGACAAGUAAUUGUGAGAAUAAAAAUGGACAGCAGUUGUAUGAAGAUGCUUUAAGGGAUAAGUACUUGUGUCUGGAAAGAGCACCACGAAAGGUUAAAGUGACGUGCUCAGGUCACAACUUCUGUGGAAAUAACUUUACUGGAAGAAUGCCCUCAAAGCCCUUUCUGAGCCAUUUUGAGGACUGCAAUGAUAACUGUGAAGAAGAGCUGGAGGAGGAUUUUUUUAGAAACAAAAAGGAACGUUCUACACUAUUAAUAAGACGUUUUUGUAAAAAUGAUAAAGAGGUUAAAAAAUCAGUUUAUACUGGAACAAGAGCAAUUUUUAGGACUUUACCAUCAGGGCAUAUAGGAAUUGUUGCUUGGAAUUAUGUUGAGCAAAGGAGGAACAACAGUGGCAUGAAGCUUUCUAGGAUUACAACAGAACAGCUAACUAUAAUUCAGUCCCUAAUAAAAUGGAAAUUUAAUUCCUGUCCUGAGAAGUCUUUAUGGUACGAGAUCUUCAGUACAGUGAGAGAAGAAGAGGAAGGAGCAGAAGAUAUUUUUGAAUACAUUCCUUAUCUUCUGAGGGAGCUCCCAACAUCUGUUACAGACUGUAUAUACAAAGGAGAUGGUUUUUGUGUAAAACCAUGUGUAACAGGUGCUUACUGUCGUUAUCGUGCCACUUUACAGAGGACUGCACUCUCUAACUAUAUAACUGGUGCUUUACUAGAAGCAACUACAUCAUUAGGAGCAAGAAGUGGUCUUUUAAAUAUCUUCGGAGGAUCAACUGGAAGAACAAUGCUUAAAGAACGCCAAGCGUGUGCAUCCAUGGCUGGCUCCAGCGCCCUUCCCUCCAGCGUGGCCGGUAUCAGCAAGGAGCUGAUGGAACUGCAGCACCUCAUCCAGUUCCCAGAGGAGGUUGCCAGCAUCCUGACCGAGCAGGAGCAGGAGCUCUACCGCAAAGUCUUGCCCAUCGACUACCUCUGCUUUCUCACCAGGGACUUGGGCAGUGCUGAGUGCCAGAGCAAGCUGCCGUCUAUUAAGGCAUCCAUAUCUGCUACUAUUCUUUCUUCUCCCAAUGGUGAACAUAAUGCUGUAGAAGAUCUUGUGACAAGGUUUAAUGAGGUGAGCUCCUGGGUUACCUGGCUGAUCCUCACUGCAGGUUCUAUGGAGGAGAAACGAGAAGUCUUCUCCUACUUAGUACAUGUGGCAAAAUGCUGCUGGAAUAUGGGCAACUACAAUGCUGUAAUGGAAUUCCUGGCAGGGCUAAGGUCAAGAAAAGUUUUAAAAAUGUGGCAAUUUAUGGACCAGUCUGAUAUUGAAACCAUGCGAAGUCUGAAGGAUGCUAUGGCACAGCAUGAGUCAUCAUCCGAGUACAGGAAAGUGGUCAACCGGGCACUCAAUAUUCCAGGCUGCAAAGUUGUUCCUUUCUGUGGUGUAUUUUUAAAAGAGCUCUGUGAAGUUUUGGAUGGAGCAUCAAGCCUCAUCAGACUCUGUCCACGAUAUAACUCCCAGGAUGAGACAUUAGAGUUUGUUUCAGAUUACAGUGGACAAGAUAAUUUCUUACAACGAGUAGGCCAAGAUGGUUUAAAUAAUCCAGAAAAAGAAUCAACAACAAACAACAUCUUUCAAACAAUUCGGAGCUGCAAUCGCAGUCUGGAGUCUGAAGAGGGUGAGGAUAAUGUCAGUGAAGGGAGCGACUCAAGGAAAAACUCCUUGAAGGACAAAAACCGCUACCAGGCAGCCCAUGUAAAGAAAGCCCCUGGUCCAGCCCAGGCUCUAUUUUUCAUCGGAGAUCUUUCAGAUUCUGAAAGUGACAUAUUCGAGCAGUUGAAAGAGUGGGACACAAGUUCAACAGAAGAGCAGCAAAAGGCUUUCUGCCAUGGGAUAGAGCUCAUUCCCUGGUACGUGUUGUCCAUCAGGGCUGACGUCCAUCAGUUCAUGCAGCAAGGGGCAACCGUGAUUCAUUACGACCAGGAGACACAUCUCUCAGCUCGCUGCUUUCUUCAGCUCCAGCCUGACAAUAGCACUUUGACUUGGACAAAACCCACUACAGUUUGCCCUGCAAAUGCUAAGGCAAAACUGAGUGUGCUGGGCAAUACUGCUGAGCUUGGUAAAUACCAGUUUCUUGGUAAUACUGGACUGGUGGAAGGUUUUUUGGACUUGUUUUCAGCCAAGGCUGUUUAUAUGGGACACUCGGGCAUUGAUAUGCACACUGUGUGUGUUCAAAAUAAGCUUUGCAAUAUGUCCCUUGAAGAAAAUGGUAUAACACUACUUUAUGGACUCCAGACUACUGAUAAUAAGUUGCUGCACUUUGUUGCUCCAAAAUACACUGCCAGAAUGCUGUAUGAUGGAUUGCUGGAAUUGACUAAAGCUGUAAGAAAAAUGAGGAGAUUCCCUGACCAAAGACUACAGUGGCUACGGAAACAGUAUGUCAGCCUUUACCAGGAGGAUGGAAGGUUUGAAGGCCCAACCUUGGCUCAGGCUGUUGAGCUGUUUGGAGGCAGACGAUGGAGUGCAAGAAGCACAGGCACAGGAUCUCUCACCAAAAGCACUGAGAAGCCCAAUGUGCAGAGAAACAACACUCUGGGAAUCAGCACAGCUAAGAAAAAGAAGAAAGUACUCAUCAGGGGUGAAAGUGGAGAGGCCACUGAUGAUGAAAUGGCAACUCGGAAGGUAAAAAGCUGUAAGGAAUAUCGUAAUAGAAGUGGUUCAGAUCCUCAAGAUAUUGAUGAACAAGAAGAACCAGAUCAAAAUAGUAUUAUUAAUUCUUCUCCGUCUAACAACCUGCCAUCAAGAAGAGCUCACUCUCUGACAGCAUCUGGAUCUCCCAACUUAGGAGCUACAUCAUCUUCACCAGCAAGACCAGUCUCCUCUCCUGUAAUAUCAUCAAGCAAAAGUCAGUCUAGCACAUGGAGCAGCAGUAGCUGGCAUGGCCGUGUCAAAGGAGGAAUGAAGGGAUUUCAGAACUUCAUGGUGUCUGAUAGUAGCAUGACCUUUGUGGAAUUUGUAGAGCUCUUCAAAUCUUUCAGUGUCCGGAGCCGCAAGGAUCUGAAAGACCUUUUUGAUGUUUACGCUGUGCCUUGCAAUCGAUCUGGCUUAGAGCCUGCUCCACUUUAUACUAAUUUGAAGAUUGAUGAAAAUAGCAGUGGAUUCCAGCCUGAUUUAGAUUUAUUGACUAGAAAUGUUUCAGACCUUGGUUUGUUCAUUAAGAGCAGGCAGCAGCUAUCAGACAACCAGAGGCAAAUAUCUGAUGCUAUUGCUGCUGCCAGCAUUGUAACCAAUGGUACUGGAGUUGAAAGCACAUCACUGGGAGUAUUUGGAGUAGGAAUCCAGCAGCUGAACGACUUCCUAGUGAAUUGCCAAGGAGAACACUGCACCUAUGAUGAAAUCCUCAGUAUUAUCCAGAAAUUUGAACCUAGUGUAAACAUGUGCCAGCAGGGGCUGCUAUCUUUUGAAGGAUUUGCAAGAUUUUUGAUGGAUAAAGACAAUUUUGCCUCCAAAAAUGAUGAAUCACAGGAGAAUGCUGAGGACUUGCACUUUCCUCUCUCAUAUUACUACAUAGAAUCCUCACACAAUACUUACCUUACUGGCCAUCAGCUUAAAGGGGAGUCCUCAGUGGAGCUCUACAGCCAGGUUCUUUUACAAGGCUGCAGAAGUGUAGAAUUGGACUGCUGGGAUGGUGAUGAUGGGAUGCCUAUCAUUUAUCAUGGGCACACUCUUACUACAAAGAUAUCUUUUAAGGAGGUGGUGGAAGCCAUCGACCGCAACGCGUUCAUCACCUCGGACAUGCCGGUCAUCAUCUCCAUAGAGAACCACUGCUCGCUGCCCCAGCAGCGCAAGAUGGCCGAGAUCUUCAAGAAUGUAUUUGGAGAUAAGUUGGUGACGAAGUUUUUGUUUGAGAGUGACUUUUCUGAUGAUCCCAUGCUGCCUUCCCCUGGCCAGCUGAGAAGAAAAAUCCUGCUUAAAAACAAGAAGCUGAAAGCCCAUCAAACACCAGUGGAUAUAUUGAAACAAAAGGCUCACCAGCUGGCACAUUUGCAAGCACAGGCUAGCAACGGUGCUAGCAACCCCACACCUACCAAUGAAGAGGAAGAAGAUGAAGAGGAUGAAUAUGACUAUGACUAUGAAUCUCUCUCUGAUGCUGAUGUCCUUAAUGCUUCUCCUGCUCCUAACAGCCAGGAAGAUAAUAUUCUUGAAGAUCGACCUGAGAAUAAAUUAUCAAGUGAUAAACUGCAGUUUGAAUAUAAUGAAGAGUCUGCAAAACGACUAAAGAAAGCUGAUUGUGCUACUUACAAUAAUAAAGGAAAGGUUUACGACAUGGAGCUGGGUGAAGAAUUCUAUCUUCCACAGAAUAAGAAGGAAAGCAGACAAAUAGCUCCAGAGCUAUCAGAUCUUGUCAUUUACUGUCAAGCUGUAAAGUUCCCGGGCUUGUCAACUCUAAACCCAUCUGGCUCUAACAGAGGAAAAGAAAGAAAAAGCAGGAAGUCCAUUUUUGGCAACAAUCCUGGCAGGCUGAGCCCUGGGGAGUCAGCUGCUCUUGCCAAAGCAUCUGGAAAAGGUCCUUUUGAUGCGAUGCGGCAGACCUGGGAAGAUCCUUGCUCUCCUUACAGCUCUCCAGCCUCCCUCAGCGCCAUCAUAAGGACUCCCAAGUGCUACCACAUCUCGUCGCUGAACGAGAACGCUGCCAAGCGGCUCUGCAGGCGCUAUUCCCAGAAGCUGAUCCAGCACACCACCUGCCAGCUCCUGAGGACCUACCCCGCUGCCACGCGCAUCGACUCCUCCAAUCCCCACCCGCUGAUCUUCUGGCUCCACGGGGUGCAGCUCGUGGCUCUGAACUACCAAACAGACGAUCUUCCACUGCAACUCAACGCAGCAAUGUUUGAGGCCAACGGUGGCUGUGGAUAUGUCCUGAAACCCCCAGUUCUGUGGGACAAAAACUGCUCAAUGUACCAGCAUUUUUGUCCAUUGGAAAGAGACCUUGAUAAUAAGGAGCCAGCUAUAUAUUCUUUAACAAUUGUGUCUGGCCAGAACGUUUGCCCCAGCAACAGCACAGGCAGCCCCUGCAUCGAGAUCGACGUGCUGGGGAUGCCCCUGGACAGCUGCCACUUCCGCACGAAGCCCAUCCACCGCAACACGCUCAACCCCAUGUGGAACGAGCAGUUCCUUUUCCGCGUCCACUUCGAAGAUCUGGUCUUCCUGCGCUUUGCGGUUGUUGAAAAUAACUGCUCAGCUGUAACAGCCCAGAGGAUCAUUCCCCUGAAAGCGCUGAAGAGAGGCUACAGACAUGUCCAACUCCAUAACCUACACAAUGAAACAUUAGAAAUUUCCAGUUUGUUCAUAAACAGUCGGAGAAUGGAAGAAAGUCCCUCUGGAAACACUCUACCUGCAUCUAUGUUGUUCAGCGUGGGAGAAAGGAAAGCUGCCAUGACUUACAAAGUGACAGUUCAUGGAAUUCCAGGCCCAGAGCCUUUCACUGUUUUCAGUGUAAGUGCGGGGACCACGGCUGCACAGCUGCUCCAUCAGCUCUUGGCUACCAUAAAAGGCACCGAGUCAUGCGCUGCAGACUAUUUUCUGAUGGAAGAGAAGAGUUUUAUAUCAAAAGAAAAGAGUGAAUGCAGAAAGCCACCAUUCCAGAGAGUGAUUGGUCCUGAAGAAGGGCUAGUGCAGCUUUUAAACAGUUGGUUCCCAGAAGAAGGAUAUGUUGGAAGAAUUAUCUUUAAAACUCGAGAGGAAAAUUUAAAUGAGAGAAAUGUCUUUCAAGAAGCAAAGGAAGAAGCAGCCAUCAGCUCUGAGGAUGACAGCUUCUUUGUUCAGGUACACGAUGUCUCCCCAGAGCAACCACGCACCGUGAUCAAAGCUCCGCGCCUCAGCACGGCUCAGGAUGUCAUACAGCAGACUCUCUGCAAAGCCAAAUACUCCUACAGCAUUUUGAGCAAUCCAAACCCAAGUGAUUAUGUGCUCUUGGAAGAGGUGACUAAAGAGCCAGCAAACAAAAAGUCUUCAACAUCUAAACCAUCUCAGAGGAUUCUCUCUGAUCAAGAGUGUGUGUUUCAGGCCCAAAGCAAGUGGAAGGGAGCAGGAAAAUUUAUCCUUAAGCUCAAAGAACAGGUUCAGGCAGCACGAGAUGACAAGAGGAAAGGCAUCUCCUUCACCAGUGAGCUGAAGAAGCUGACCAAGUCAAGUAAGCAGUACCGGGGCGUGGUGUCGCCCGCGCUGUCGGACAGUCCCCAGGGCAGGGAGGACAGAGCCGCCUGCGCCCUGGCCUUCAGUGACAUCAUGGAAUAGUGCCAGCUGCUGCCACGGCACGCCCUGCUCAGUGCCUUUGAAGGAUCCAGCUGUGGACUGAACUGGUCGGAACUGUGUGCCCUGUGCUACAGAUGCUUAAUCCAGGCAAUGCUGCUGGAUUGACAUCCAGACUCUGGGAAUCCUAAAUGGGAUUCUGUAGAUGGGAAAGAUGCCUGUCAGCUCUUGGAAGAUUCCUCUCUUCCUGUUUCUUCACAUCUGCAGAUUCUCCAUAGGCGGAUGGAGAAGUUUUCUUGGACUGUAUGUUGUAAACAAACACGUGUCAUCACCCUCCCCUUUUUAAACAAAAGAUAAUUUUAGCUUGUUGCCUCUAAGGAAUCAGAAGGCAGAGAACCAGAGUGGUUUUUUAUGUGUAUUAUAUUAAAAUAACGCACUUUUACCUGAUGAUUACUGUUAAACACUGUGUUAAGUGAUUGUAAAGAGAUUUAAAUAUACUGUAACUUCCUUUGCAUAUCUGUUUAACUUUGGUGAAUAUACACGAAACACUCAAAAUUAUUUAUGGUUUAGCUACAUUAACAAAAUAGUGUACAAUAGCUGAGUACUCCUUACUGGUAGUGAGACCUUGGCAAGGAACAACAUUUUCUUCUUAUAAAUUUUAGUUUUCCAGGCUUGUGUUUAAAGAAAGAAUAUUUAUUACCAUGUUUCAAAGUACAUGCCAUUGUAUAGUAUAUUUAUCAUAUACUACUUUUUAGAAAAUGCAGAUUUUUUUAUCUUUCUCUGGAUUUAGAGGAAAAAAGUAUUAGAACUUUUCUGGUUCUUUCUUUUCAGCACAAGAUGUUUAGUACCCAGUACUGACCAAAUUCAAACAAUGCAUUGAUAAGUGUAAUUAACAUUUCAAAAUUUCAAAUUCAAACCACAUUUUUCCAUAUAGUCAGGAACUGUCUUUUUACUUGUCUGUUAAACCCAGAGAGUAUAAAGAACUUUACACUCUAACUCUUGACAAUUCUGUUUACAUAGAAACACUGUUGUGAAGUUUUACGUGUGCUGAAUUCAUCUUUUGUUAUCAAAGUUAGUUAUGGUAGUCUCUUUUUUUUUUUCCUCCAUGGGAGUUACUGAUAUGUUUAGUUGUUUAAAAUAAUCCAUUACCGGGGCACAAAUUAAACAACUGCUGCCAUCAGCCAUCCCUUUGAUCUCCCACAAGAAAUGUGUCUGUGGGGAACAAACUGCUCUGCACGUUUUUGUUUCACUAGAGGAAAGAAGUUACAGGCAGUAGUCUCAUGACAGCUAAUGCCCCCCCCCCCAUGCUGAAUAAGAAAAUGAAAUAAAAGAAAAUAAAAGUUAUUAACUGGCAUAUAAACAAGCAGACAGACCCUGCAUUCUGUCACCAGAAACUCUGAAGUCUUUCACUAUACACUACAGAAAAUGCUUAUGAAGUAGCCACUUACCAAAGCAAAAAAGUGCCCUCUUGAGGUCACUUCCAGCUUUCAGAAAAAAUAACCACAGACAUACAAAAAAGUCCGAUUUCUCAGUGGCAUGUCCUCACAGAGGCCAUGCACUUCCCACUGCUCAUCUUUCACAAAAGUUAAGUUUUGAACUUAUGUACCAAAUCAGCAUUUUACAAAUCAGCAACAUGACCCCCAACCAGCUCAGCCUGUCACUCCUUACCAGGUCCAACAGUAGCAGCCACUGUGAGGGACACGUGCUCCUCUCCAUCCUGCCCAAGGAAAAGACUGAGCCUGAGCAAAAUGUUAAGAAGUGACAAUUUACAUAUAGUUCUAUAUGCAUAGUUUGCUUUGGAAUACUUUGGAAUUACUGGGAAAUACAUCAACCUGCUGCACAGUUCAACUAAUGCAAAUUUUUUAAAAUGUUACCUUCAUUCUCUCUGUUAUUUUAACACAGUUUGAUGUCACUGAGAAAUUUUUCCUUUUGGUGUUUUUGUGGCAUUUUAAAAACAACGCUUAUUGUCCUGUAGUGUGCCCCUACCUGUUUAGCUUUUUCUUUUUGUUGGUGUGUUUUUUUGGGUUUUUUAUCUUUAGCAGCUCUGAAAAUUCUUAAUAUUGCCUGUAGUAAUUAUCACAGUAGGCUGGCAGAUACCUUGCUAAUUAGCUGGAUUCAACACAGAAAGUUCUUAUAUCCUUGUUGUCAUCCACUAGUGCUUCUCUGUCACAUAGAUAUAAAAGCAAAAAAUAAUCAUGGGGAAGCAAAGGGGACAUCCGUAGUCAUGUCAUAUUGUGCACCACAGGCCUAACACUAGCCUGAAGUCUUGUGGGCAUUUAAAAUCAGCAGUUUUGCACUAUUUCUGCUAACAGAAUUUUUCUAGCUGUGGGAAUAGCUUAUUAAUGUAAGUAUCUUCAUCAUCAAUCACAGUCAAAAUCUCCUCUGUCCGCUGUUUAUUACCGUGAAAAAGAUCAGCAAAAUAUUUGGCUUUUUAUUUAGAAACCCUUAUUUUGUAGGCCUGUAGACAUCUGGAAUUGUGUAAGGCUAAUGAACCUGUUCCAGUCUUUUCAUUAAAGUACGUGCAUCACUUAAUUUAAAGUUUAGGUAUUGGUAAAUAUCCAGGUAAACUUUUCUUGGUGAAACAUGAUACACUUUGGUGUGAAUUAGGGAAAGAAUUGCAGUGCCCUUCCUCUUGCUGGUUCAAAGCAGUGGAAAUUCAAAACCACUUGAAGCAUUAAAGAGCAAGGGGGAGUUGUUAACUUUUGUGAAAGCCCAGUUAAAGAGUUUUCAUGUGCUAAGUUGUUAUGCUAAUAGGAAUGUUUAUUCUGUUUAGCCACAGAUUUUAUUUCUGCAGGAAUCUGUCACACAUUCCUAUGACAAAACUGACAAAAUAACUUUGUCUUUUUCCAUGCUUCUGGCUGAGUAUGGACAUCAAUUAGGAAAAUACAUUUAUUUUUACAUUACAAACUAUUUACAGGAAGCAGCUUCCAGGAUAAAGUUUGAAAGAAAGGAAUGUAAAUAAUCAACAUCUUCCAGAACCAUGCAGUCUCUGAGCAGUAGCAGGCCUUGCACUGCACACUUUUCAGGUGGAAAUCUGCUUCUCCUGCUCUAUUGCCUAUUGGACAGAAAACACAAAAGUCUUUUAUUCUGUACUAUUUUAAAACUGCUCCUUUUCUAUCAGUUUCUUACCCUUUCCUGUGCAGCACGUGGUGCCUGCAGUGUGUGCCUGUAAGGGCCAGAAGCAGGGCAGUGCCAGCUCCUGUGUGCGUGCAGAGCUCUCUGCUUGUGGGAACUGGGGCACUCCAGGAGCUGCUUCCUCCACCGCCCAAAGGCUUCCUGCUUCUGUCUCACCGACCCCACCAGGAGCAGUCAGAACACUAAAAAAUACUAUCUCAGUUUUUGGUUUUUUAAGCCUAGUGACACUUUUUUCCUUGCUUACAAAUAUUACUAGGUGAGGUGUCUGAAUAGCUGCUUUUAGGAAGGUGUCUGCUUCUAGACCUCAAGGCUUUGGAGAAUUAAACACUGCAACACAGAAGCAUCCAAAUAUUUCAAGAACACUUUCUCUUGCAUUCAUAGUUUAUUUUCAAAAAGAGAAAAUUUUGCUGGUAGCUUUACAGGCUACGUCUGCAGCUUCUGAAACUCACCUGUCUGUUCUGCUCCUCAAAUGCUUCAAUUAACAUCUGUUUUUUAAUCACUGUUUGUUACUAUUCCACUAUAAAACUCAGUUUACUUUUAGGGUAGCCCACUAAAUGUACCAAUGGUGGCAAUUUUUUCCUGUCUGUGAUAAAAAUUUUGUAACUUCAAUAGUGAUAGACAUUUGGCAGAGUUAGCAAAUUAAAC
Passer domesticus (house sparrow) is the source of this 11244-nucleotide messenger RNA. RefSeq names its product phospholipase C epsilon 1 (gene PLCE1). The record is from RefSeq and is a predicted model, not a curated record. Gene Ontology annotation, molecular function: phosphatidylinositol-4,5-bisphosphate phospholipase C activity; guanyl-nucleotide exchange factor activity. Lineage: Eukaryota; Metazoa; Chordata; Aves; Passeriformes; Passeridae. Gene Ontology annotation, biological process: small GTPase-mediated signal transduction; lipid metabolic process; phosphatidylinositol-mediated signaling. The coding region runs from base 484 to 7509 and encodes 2341 amino acids. The transcript has 35 exons.